Molecule: messenger RNA, 5106 nt
Organism: Trichosporon asahii var. asahii CBS 2479
Lineage: Eukaryota; Fungi; Basidiomycota; Tremellomycetes; Trichosporonales; Trichosporonaceae
Product: RNA helicase
Exons: 5
Coding region: 1-5106 (1701 amino acids)
Molecular function (GO): nucleic acid binding; ATP binding
Source: RefSeq, a predicted model, not a curated record
AUGUCUGCCGACGCCUACCUUGACAGCCUCGUCGGCGACCCAGGACCUAGUACCACCGCUCAUCGAGAGUGGGAGUCCCUUCUCGCGGGUUGGGACGGCCAGCUGACGCCUUGGCCGACUCUGCAAAGCGUGCUUAACUCUGACAAAGUCGUCAAUGAUGUCGCCGAGAAGAUUUCCACUGUUCGCAUUGUUGAGCCGGAGCCGGAACAUGAGGAACCCGACCUCAACACCUCCGCUCUUCUUGCUCGUUUGCACAGGCACCUCCAACCCGGAGCUUACAUUUCUCUGAUGGAGCUUCUCGCUUCUCCUCGGGGUGAAAUGGACAUCCAGAGCGAGCUUGUUGAGACGCUUGGCUUUGAGGGUGAGGGUCUGUCGCUCGUCGAAGAGCUUCUGCGCCCCGGUGUCCGUCAGGCGCUAGUUUCCAGCUCGAAGGGGAAGAAGAAGGGCGCAACCCCAUCUGCCUCUGGACAUGCAACUCCACGUAAGCGCAAGGGCAAGAUCGACAUCACGGACGUGAUCGGCACGGCGGAAGACAUCGAGCGCCGCAUCCAGGAGCAGCUUAAUCGGCCGAAAGCUAUGUUCGUUGAGGAAAGCCAACAGCGUUCACUACAACAGGCAGAGAAGCUGCCGAAUGUCUUCACCAGUAGCUCUACGAUGCCUGCGCUUAGCUACGGUGGCAAGAUUGCCCUUCCGCAAGGCACAGAACGAGAGCAAACCGACGCGUUUGAGGAGGUCACCGUGCCUCCGCCAACGAUGGUGCCACCCAAGAUGGGCGAGAAGCCCGUCAUGAUCAACAGCCUUUCACCCCUCGCCCAACGCUGCUUCCCCAAGUAUGUCAGCCUCAACCGCAUGCAGUCGGUCGUCCACCCGACCGCGAUGGGCACGAACGAGAACAUGCUCGUGUGUGCGCCUACUGGUGCGGGUAAGACGGAUGUCGCUCUCAUGUCGAUUCUGCGCGUGCUCGAGAGCCAUCUGCUUCCUGGACCUGGAUUCAAGAUCGACAAGGACAAGUUCAAGAUCAUCUAUGUUGCCCCCAUGAAGGCGCUCGCGGCCGAAAUCACGCGCAAGUUCGGCAAGCGUCUGCAGUGGCUGGGUAUCCAUGUCCGCGAGCUUACGGGAGACAUGCAGCUCACUCGCGCGGAGAUCAACGAAACUCAGAUCAUCGUUACGACGCCCGAGAAAUGGGAUGUCGUCACGCGCAAGCCGACCGGUGAGGGCGAGCUCGCCUCCAAGGUCCGUCUUCUCAUCAUCGAUGAGGUGCACCUGCUCAAUGAAGAGCGUGGUGCGGUCAUCGAGACCAUUGUUGCGCGUACGCUUCGCCAGGUCGAGUCAAGCCAGUCCCUAAUUCGUAUCGUCGGCCUGUCGGCCACACUGCCCAACUACAUUGAUGUUAGCGACUUCCUCAGGGUGAACCGAUACCAGGGAUUAUUCUUCUUCGAUGCGUCGUUCCGUCCCGUGCCGCUCGAGCAGCACUUUAUCGGAGUGAAAGGAAAGGCGCGCAGCCAGACGCAGAUCCGCAACAUGGACAACGUCGUGUUUGACAAGGUUCUGGAGAUGGUACGGGAGGGCCACCAGGUAAUGGUCUUCGUGCACGCGCGCAAAGAGACGGUCAAGACCGCGCAGAAGCUGAAGGAGAUGGCGACCGAGGAGGGUGCGCUCGACGUCUUCGACACGAGAGACCAUCCGAAGUUCCAGCUCUACCGCCGAGACGUCGGCACGUCGCGUAACAAGGAGAUGAAGGAGCUGUUCGACUAUGGCUUCGGUAUCCACCACGCCGGUAUGCUUCGCUCAGACCGCAACAUGAUGGAGCGCAUGUUCGAGGACAACGCGAUCAAGGUACUCUGCUGUACCUCGACGCUCGCCUGGGGUGUGAAUUUGCCCGCACAUGCUGUCAUUAUCAAGGGCACGCAGGUGUACGACUCAAAUAAGGGUUCGUUCCAGGACCUCUCCGUUCUCGAUGUGCUGCAGAUCUUCGGUCGUGCCGGUCGUCCAGGAUACGAGACCUCCGGUGUCGGUUACAUCUGUACCACUCAGGACAAGCUCGACCACUACCUCUAUUCGAUCAUGUCUCAGCAGCCAAUCGAGUCCAAGUUCAUCCCCGGUAUGGUGGAUGCCCUCAAUGCUGAGAUCUCUCUUGGCACUAUCGCCAACGUGCGCGAGGCUAUCUCGUGGAUUGGUUACACUUAUCUCUUCGUGAGAAUGAGACGAGAGCCGUUCAUCUAUGGCAUGUCCCAUGAUGAGCCCAAGGAUGACCCCCAGCUCGGAAACAAGCGCAGUGAUCUCGUCACGCAGGCCGCCCGUACACUUGCGGCUGCUAAGAUGGCGACGUUUGACGAGUCGAAUAACUCGUUUGCCAUUACGGACCUCGGCCGCAUCGCUGCGCGUUACUAUCUGCGCCAUCAGACUGUCGAGGUCUUCAACGAGAAGUUCAAUCCUCGUAUGAAGAACGCCGACAUCUUCGCAAUGCUGUCGCAAGCGACUGAGUUCGCGCAGAUCCAGAUCCGCGACAAUGAGGUUGACGAGCUCACCAACAUCAUGAACUCGGACAACUGCCCGAUGGAGGUGAACGGAGGCGCGACGAGCGCGCAGGGCAAGGUGAACAUUCUCCUGCAGGCGUACAUCUCGAAGGUCUUCAUUGAGGACUUUGCUCUCGUAUCGGACUCGGCGUACGUUGCACAGAACGCCGGCCGUAUCAUCCGAGCCCUACUCGAGAUCGCGCUCAGCCGCAACUGGGCGAACUGCGCGCUACUCCUGAUCGACCUCAGCAAGGCGAUCGAGAAGCGCAUGUGGCCAUACGACCACCCGCUCGGUCAGCUGAACACACUGCAGCGCGAUACACUCUACAACCUCCGGCGCUGGGCGGACGACACAGAGAUCCAGGAGCUGCGCGAGAUGGAGCCGAAGGAGCUGGGUGAGCUUGUGCACCUGAACCCGAUCCACGGUGCGGCGCUCCGCAAUGCGGCACUCAUGUUUCCAACCAUCGGUGUUUCGUACGCGCUUCGCCCGCUCGCGCACGACCUGCUCCAAAUUAGCGUGACCGUCGAGCCGCAGUUCACGUGGAACACCAAGGUGUCAGGAUCGAGCGAGCCAUUCUAUGUCUGGGUGCAGGACGAGGAGGGGCUGCACAUCUUGCAGUGGCGCAGCAUUCUGCUCCGGCAGACGUCGACCGCGAUGGACAUUGACUUCGUCAUCCCCUGGAGCGGCGAGCACCAGAGCCUGUCGAUUGUGACGGCAUCGGACCGCUGGCUCGGGAGCGACAGCCAGACCUCCGUCUCGCUCGCCGACCUCGUCAUGCCCGCUGCCUUUGACGAACGCACGCCGCCUCUCGACCUACCAUUCCUCAGCAUUUCGGCCGUCGACGAUCCAGACAUCGAGAAGCAGUACCGCCCUUACAUUACGAUGUUCAACACGUUGCAAUCGCAGUCGUUCUGGUCCGUAUACCACACUCAGAACAAUAUCCUCAUCUCUGCCCCAGUCGCUAGCGGCAAAUCGCUCAUGGGUGAGAUGGCCAUGUGGCAUGCUCUCCGCCACCAGUCUGACGCCUUCAUUCUCGCCAUUGUGCCGGGCAACCGGUCGUCAGCCGAGGCCGCUGCCCGACUGCGCCAUGUCCUCGGCAAGCGGGCCAAGGUCAUCCUCGCCCGCAAUUCGAAGGAGUUCGAGGCAGGAGCGGAGGAGACCGGCGCCCGUGUACUCGUCGCCACGCCCGGCGCCUUUGACGACAUCGUCGGUGAGAAGCUCACCAGCCUCGCGACGCGCCUCUCGCUCAUCGUGCUCGAGGACCUGCACCUGCUCGACGCCUCCUAUGAGCUGUCGAUCAUCAAGCUACUCACCAUCGCAAAGCCUGCGCGCACGCGCAUUGUCGGUCUGACGUGCUCCCUGUCCAACCCUUCGGACCUGGCUUCUUGGCUCGGUGUCGAGUACAACUACCGCUACUGCUUCACGCCGCAGGACCGCUCCUCCCCGCUCGUGGUCAGCACGCGCGUGUUCAACCUCCCUCACGGCCUCGGCUUGCUCAAAUCGAUGAUCAAGCCGACCUACGACCUCAUCAAGAGCACGGGCAGUGCUAUCGUUUUCACCCCAAGUGCUUCAAGCGCUCGUGCCGUCGCGGCUGACCUUGUGACGCAAAGCGGUACCGAGUUCGACCUGAACGGGUUCCUGUCUGCGCCUCGCGCGGACGUCGAACCGCUGCUCGCCAACCUGGCCGACUCGGAGCUGCUGGAGCCCCUCCUCCAUGGUGUGGGCUACGUCGUGCCGACAAUGCGGGCGCGUGACCUGGCGCUCGUGCUCGAGCUGUAUGCUGCGGGCAUUGUGCGCGCGCUCAUUGCUCCCCGCACGCAGGCGUGGAAGCUGCCCGUGCGUGCCGAGACCGUCGUGCUCGCCGGCGCGCAGUACCUCCACUUCAGGGGUGAGGAGCGCAUGCUGCGCAACUACUCGAAGCACGAGCUGGUCAAGAUGCAGGGCUUUGCCGCGCAGUCGGCGUCGCCCACCUCGCCCGCCGGACGGAUGGUCGUCAUGUGCCAGGCCGAGCAGGUCGUGAGCAUCCGUCGCCUGCUGAACGACGGUCUCAGCCUCGAGUCGGCCCUUCCCUCUGUGCUCGACCCGGCGCUCGCGCCGCUCAUCCCCUCGCCCGUGUCUGCUAACACUGGACGUGGGCGCGAUGGCCACGCCAGCAUCGAGGAGCACGAGCGCCACGUCCUCGGCCGCAUGCUCGUGUCCCGCCCCAAGCCGAGGCCGAUCCAGCCCCACCGGCCCCGCGAUGUCGAUCUCCGCGCCCGCGACCUCAUGGACCUCCUUAGCUGGAGCUACCUCGUGCGCCGGAUCCGAACGAACCCCUCGUUCUACGACGCGAGGGAGGGCGAGGAGCGCGAACUCGUCAGCCGCUGGAUCGACGCCUUCUUCGUCAACAGGGAGGAGCGUGAGCGUGGGCAUGCCCAGAAGCCUGCCAAGGACCGUCCCAAACUCGAGGUCGUCGAGGGGUACGGGCAGCCGCAGGAGAAGAAGGACAAGGACGACGAGCACGAGGAGAAGGUCCUUGUGCCUCGGGUGCUUGCCGAGGAGGAGUACGUCAUCGAGGACGGCGACGAGGACGAGGGCGACAGCGAUUAG